This is a messenger RNA of Botrytis fragariae, 939 nucleotides long. RefSeq lists its product as uncharacterized. Lineage: Eukaryota; Fungi; Ascomycota; Leotiomycetes; Helotiales; Sclerotiniaceae. Bases 1 to 939 code for a protein of 312 amino acids. The record is from RefSeq and is a predicted model, not a curated record. The transcript is spliced from 3 exons.
AUGGGUGAUCCCUUACUACGAAUGGCGGGCCUACCAGGAAUGAGAUCUCUUGGAAACGGUCCACUGCCUGAUGAUGGAGAUGAUCGCAUACCAACCGAAAGAUAUCUUUACAACACCAGAGAAUUGUACGACAUAAAGACUAAGAAACCAGAUGCCGAUUUCGUCUCCAAUGAUUAUUAUGGGGUUCCUACACUUGAAGAUAAGAUUAGGAUAUCGAUGCGACAUGCAAUGGGGGAGUUUUGUUGGAUAAGAGGGUUUGUCGAAGUGUUGCGAAGACGAGAAAACGACGGUAGCCAAGAGGCGAAAGAGGUUUUGAUCGAUUUUCUCGGGUUCAUUAGCACGCGUGUGGUGUGGUCUGUGAAAUGUUGCAACCAAGAAUGGAAGAGUGAUCGUAACACUCCUAUCAUUGAGAAGUCUUUGACAUGGUUGAAGAGAAACAAAUUGUUUCAUCCCUGCAUAAAGCACAUCUCUAUAGAUUUUGACCCUAGAGAUGAAUUUAAUGUGCCCUUUUUUGAGGAUUUUGUUACUUUAUGCUGGUACAUAUCAACCCAUCUUCCCGACCUUGAUUCUGCAAUUCUUUGUUUGACAAUUGCUGGAGAUGAUUUCCAGGAGGUCUUAAAAUCUCCAAUGAGGUUCUCUUGGGUUCAAGCUUUUAGAGAAUUGCGAAUUGGGAAGGUUAACAUCUGCCCGAAGUUGACCAAAUCGGGUGAAUCAGAUGAGUCCAGGAGGUAUAGGUCACGGCAUUCCAUCGAUGAAAGAUUUGCUUACUUUUUGGAUUUCCAUCAUGCUAGGCUUGGCAUAAAGAGCCUCCUUCUCAAUGAUUUGAAUAAUGAGAGAGGGUUAAUCACUCAUAUGUUGACCCCGGGCUCUAAGCUUUGGGGCUAUACUGAUGACAUUGAUGAUGAUGCCUACAUCUCCUUACAGUACAUGGAGAGCUAG